Molecule: messenger RNA, 141 nt
Organism: Ambispora leptoticha
Lineage: Eukaryota; Fungi; Glomeromycota; Glomeromycetes; Archaeosporales; Ambisporaceae
Source: the annotation of a GenBank genome assembly
AUGACUACCGAAAUAGCGAAAUUAUUGACGACUACACAUCACGAAAAUUUUCGUAAAUUGUACGAAAUGUCAAAAUUCCGUGAUGUCUCAAUUGUCGUUGGUCAAGAACCAAACAAGCAAACUUUUGAACAGAAUAUCCUU